This is a messenger RNA of Trichoderma virens Gv29-8, 1503 nucleotides long. RefSeq lists its product as uncharacterized. Gene Ontology annotation, cellular component: membrane. Gene Ontology annotation, molecular function: transmembrane transporter activity. The coding region runs from base 1 to 1503 and encodes 500 amino acids. Gene Ontology annotation, biological process: transmembrane transport. The record is from RefSeq and is a predicted model, not a curated record. Lineage: Eukaryota; Fungi; Ascomycota; Sordariomycetes; Hypocreales; Hypocreaceae. The transcript is spliced from 7 exons.
AUGGAGGUCGGAAACGCUACCUCUGAGAAGGCAGAGGUUGAGAAGAUUCAAGAUGUAGCAGCAGGCAACCUCGGCACGGGCUCUGAUGCUGCGAUCGGAUCCUUUGUCGAUCUUGAUGAAAAGAAGAUUCUGCGCAAGAUGGAUAUCCGACUACUCCCAAUGCUUUCGGCCCUAUAUCUCCUUUCGUUUCUCGACCGCGGGAAUAUUGGCAAUGCCAAAAUCGAGGGUCUUCAGGAAGACCUCAACAUGUCGCCGGGCCAAUACAACUGGUGUCUCACCGUCUUCUUCUUUACUUAUGCAGCAUUCGAGGUUCCUAGCAACCUACUGUUGAAAAAGCUGCGUCCUAGCCGCUGGUUGCCAUUGAUCAUGGUCUGCUGGGGUGUUGUGAUGACACUCAUGGGUAUUGUCCAGAGCUUCCGCGGUCUACUUGUGGCUCGUUUGUUCCUAGGAGUGACAGAAGCUGGCCUAUUUCCUGGUGUAGCGUACUAUCUGACAAUGUGGUACUGUCGUGAGGAAAUCCAGCUUCGCCAAGCACUCUUUUUCUCCGCCGCCUCCGUCGCCGGAGCAUUUAGUGGCAUCUUGGCCUUUGGCAUUGGCAAAAUGGACGGCGUUGGUGGUCUUGCGGGAUGGCGCUGGAUCUUCAUCCUCGAAGGAAUCGCAACUGUGCUUGUCGCAGUCCUGGCCUUCUUUUUCCUUCACGACUUCCCGGAAACUGCCAAGUUCCUUACAGAGGAAGAGCGCGCAUUUGUUGUCCAUCGUCUGAAAUACCAAGGCCAAGUUGAACAAGCUGAAGUGGCACAAGCUGAGGAAUUCGAAUGGAAGUAUGUUCGCGAGGCGUUUACCGACUGGCAAGUCUGGGUCAACAUUCUCGUCUACUGGAGUAUUGUUUGUCCCCUAUACGGCAUCUCCCUCUUUCUUCCCACCAUCAUCAAGUCUCUCAAGUACACAUCGAGUACCGCGCAAUUAAUGACAGUGCCCAUCUACGUUACCGCUGCCGUCCUAGCUGUCGUUAGCGCCUAUUUCUCUGACAGAGUUGGGAGGCGCAGUCCCUUUAUCAUUGGCUUCUUGUUGAUGAUGAUAGUGGGCUUCUCCAUUUGUAUCGCUUCAACUAACCCGCACGCGGUUUAUGGCGGCAUAUUCAUUGCAGCGUGUGCCAUUUAUCCUGCGUUCCCUGGUGUCAUCACAUGGUUGUGUAAUAACUUGUCUGGGAGUUACAAGCGCAGCGCUGGAAUGGCCAUUCAAAUUGGAGUUGGAAAUCUUGGAGGCGCUAUGGCAUCCAACUUUUACCGUCAGGCUGAUAGCCCUCGAUUUAUCCUGGGACAUGGCUUGGAACUGGGCUUUAUCUGCCUGGGAAUCAUCGCCAGCUGUGUCUUGAUCUUCACCUACAACACCAUCAACAAGAAGCGUGCCCAAAAGCUGGCUGAUGGAGAGGCAGCGAACUUUACGCCAGAGGAGUUGUCAGCUUUGGGAGAUAGGGCCAUCACGUUCCGUUACAUGUUUUGA